Eupeodes corollae is the source of this 1502-nucleotide messenger RNA. RefSeq names its product protein Cep89 homolog (gene Cep89). Gene Ontology annotation, cellular component: centriole; ciliary transition fiber. Gene Ontology annotation, biological process: cilium assembly; chemical synaptic transmission; mitochondrion organization. The transcript has 3 exons. The record is from RefSeq and is a predicted model, not a curated record. The coding region runs from base 3 to 1502 and encodes 499 amino acids. Lineage: Eukaryota; Metazoa; Arthropoda; Insecta; Diptera; Syrphidae.
AUAUGACCUCUUCCACAAAAAAACACAAAAUAAUAACCGACUUAGAUCAAUCAGAUAGUCAAAUACCUGUUCGAGAUAAACCCAUUCAUUCAAGUCGAGUUAUUAUGGGAAAGAAACAUCUGAGUAGCCUUUGUGGAAACUUUCCCAAUCGAAGUCGAAGUGCUGAAUGGAAUCCUAAGAAGCUUCAAAAUUCGACUGAUCUUCAAACUGCGCUACGAGAUAAGGAUAAACAAAUGGAGAGUUUAAUUCAGAGAAUAGGACUACUUUACAAAUACAACAAUCAAUUUGCCAAAGAGAACAAGAAACUUUUAUCCAUGCUCAAGCGAGCCGAGGAAAACAAUCCAAAGAAUUGUGAAGUAUGUAGUCAACUUAUGGAAGAAAAGAAUUCCUUACUCGAGGGCAAUAGCAAUUUGCAAAACGAUGUGGCCAUGAUGAAGGUUUUAGUUUACAGAUUGAAUGUGCAAAUAGAAAGCUACCAGGACAAGCUCAGGAAUUCAAAUGGGAGUACAGUGGAUGAUGAAACUCCUCGAAGUAACUUCCAUGAGAGGAAAACUGUGGAUCCAUGUUGGGGACCUGUAAAUAGUGAAACCCUGGGUCCUUUAUUGAAUUCUUAUGAGGAAAUGAUUAGGGACAAAAAUGAUCUCAUCCAACAGCAUGAAAAGGAACUGAAACAUUUUACAGGCGAACUGAAAAAGGUCAUCGAUGAGAAUUUACAUCUGCAAGAAGAAUGUGACGUCAUAAAGAAGUCUUCCAAUGGUUGGUUAGAGACCAAAACACGUCUUCAAUCGCAGUUGGAAUCAUUGAAAUCCAAGCUGGAUAUUCAAACCAAACGAGCCGAUUUGGCCAAGGAGAAGCUAUUAGAAGUCAUUCAUUGCUAUGAGCAAAAGACUCAAACUUUGUCACUUGAUCUUGAGCAUUUGCAGAAUGCAUAUUCCCGGUGUAAAAACGAACUUGUGUCAAUUAAGAGUUCAACGACUAAUCAACCAAACGCUAUAGUUGAGUCCUUAAAGGAAUGCAAAGAACUCUUUGAAGAACUUAAAUCCCAACACAAUAAUGAAAAAUCUGACUUGGUAGCAAAAAUAGAAGAACUACGCAAGGAGAACACUGAAAUCUUGAGUAAAAACGAAGACCUAAAAAAGCAAGAAGUGACUUUGAGAAAUGAAUUCAAUUCGGAAAGAUGUACUUACGAAGAGUUGAAGACUAAAACAAUAGCUCUGCAGAAAAUUACUGAUAAAUUAAAGAAAUCAAGAGAUAGAUUGAAAUCUCGUUUGAAAAUUGCUCUCGAAUGGGCUAAGAAAUUAGAACAAGAACAUGCGAAUUUCGAAAGUACUUGGGAUGCAGUUAAACGUUUGGAAACUGUAGUAAAGCAUAAGGAAGCUCAAUUGAGGGGAUUACAUGCACGUCAUUUGGAAGAGAUGGAAAAGAUGCGUCUGAAGCUGGAACAGAAAGAGGAUACUAUUAAAAAUAUUCUCAAAUCUAAAAUAAAUAAUGUUCGUUCUUAG